AUGUCGCGGGCCCUUCCGGCCCCCGCGACGGAGGUGUGUGUCCUCAUGGAAGACUCCAGCCUUCACAGUGGCUUCGAUCUGAACAAAGGCCUCACGCUUGCCUUUGUUACCUUUAUAUUACUCUUUCUGAUAGUGAUGAUUUUCCGGUGGUUGAAGUUUCUGAGGAAUCCAAACGAAGUUUUUGACUAAUAAGCUCCAUAACCACAGAUCCAUCUCUGACUUAAAGGACCAUAAAACCUGCAGACUCUCACAAGACAUUUGCAAUCUUG
Molecule: messenger RNA, 269 nt
Organism: Peromyscus leucopus (white-footed mouse)
Lineage: Eukaryota; Metazoa; Chordata; Mammalia; Rodentia; Cricetidae
Gene: Ctxnd2
Product: cortexin domain containing 2
Exons: 2
Coding region: 1-189 (62 amino acids)
Source: RefSeq, a predicted model, not a curated record